UCUUUUCAUGUAAUAUUUUAUGAAAAAUAUAAUAAAAAGCUUUUUUUCACAAUAUUAGUUCUGUAAUAAAUCUUAUGAUUAGUCUACUGGAAUCGAAAGACGGCUUCUAAAGGUGUUGGGAUGUUAAAUUGUCUUCGACAGCUUGAUUCUAAGCUAGAUUUACAACUGCAUGAAAAACAACUAGUUCAUACACUCUACUUUAAUCAUCUCUCGAGACUUUCUACUGAGAAAUCGAUCGGUCAGUUGUUAUUAAAUAAAAUUCUGGCCGAAAUUAGGACUUCUACGAAAAUAGUUAACUCUUAUGAAAUAACGGAGUUCUGGAAAAGAAAGGAAGAAGGUUCUUACAGAAAAACCUUAGACGGACAUACACGAAAAGAAAAAGAAUAUUUGAGCUCUCUUCAUCUCGGUGAGUUACAAAAUGAAGAUGACAAUAACAAGAAGGAAUUUGAUGCGAAAAACGAUGAAUAUGAAGACGAUAAAGAUAAAGACGGUGAAGACGAUAACGAUUAUGAUGAAGAGGAAGACGAUAAAGAUAAAGACGAUGAAUAUGAAGACGAUAAAGAUAAAGACGGUGAAGACGAUAACGAUUAUGAUGAAGAGGAAGACGAUAAAGAUAAAGACGAUGAAGAGGAAGACGAUAAAGAUGGAGACAAUGAAGAUGGAGACGGUGGCCCAUCUGUUACAAUGGAUGGUAAAGCGCUGAUUGAUGUCCUCGUCCCAGGUGAAGACUCAAAAAUUGUGGAAAGAAAUGAACCAGACGCUAUAGGUCGGACAAAGCGCUGGAUUUUAUCAAGUGAAACUGAUGUGGGUCAAGUUUUGACCACUUAUAGAUACCAAAUCCCUGAGUCGCAAAAGUGUAUUGAGUAAGUUUAUUUUUUCAUUGGUGAUUGCAUCUUUUAACGACGCUAUAUUUCAUGGACUGUUCUGUUCAAUAGUCCUAUUUACUGGGGAAUCCUCGACCUCACCGGGUCUCACACAGAAACAAAGAAACUCUUCACUACGGAAGAU
Messenger RNA from Rhizophagus irregularis DAOM 181602=DAOM 197198, 1008 nucleotides. Lineage: Eukaryota; Fungi; Glomeromycota; Glomeromycetes; Glomerales; Glomeraceae. The record is from RefSeq and is a predicted model, not a curated record.